Alexandromys fortis (reed vole) is the source of this 1778-nucleotide messenger RNA. It is a transcript of the gene C9, whose product is annotated as complement C9. The transcript is spliced from 10 exons. Gene Ontology annotation, molecular function: protein binding. Bases 49 to 1776 code for a protein of 575 amino acids. The record is from RefSeq and is a predicted model, not a curated record. Lineage: Eukaryota; Metazoa; Chordata; Mammalia; Rodentia; Cricetidae. Gene Ontology annotation, cellular component: membrane attack complex. Gene Ontology annotation, biological process: complement activation.
UGAACAUAUACCAGCAAGAAUUGUUCCCUGUCCUCUGGUGGCAAAGCCAUGCUUCACAAGACCCCAGAGCUGCCUAGGAGGAGCGGCAUGUCUCCAGGCAGGGCCAUCACCUUAGCGAUGGUCAUUUUCACCUUGGAGAUCAGUGCGCAGACCCCAGAAUACACGUUCAGGGAAGAGCUGACACACAGAGAAGACUCUCUGUCACCCAUAGACUGCAGAAUGAGCCCCUGGAGUGAAUGGUCACCGUGUGAUCCUUGCCUCAAACAAAAGUUUCGUUCAAGAAGCAUUGUAGCCUUUGGACAGUUUAAUGGGAGGAGCUGUGUUGAUGCUUUGGGUGAUCGGCUACCCUGUGAACCCACUGAGGAGUGUACGGAGGAACAGAUCAACUGUGGGAACGAUUUCCAGUGUGGAACAGGCAGGUGCAUAAAGAGGCGACUUCUGUGUAAUGGUGACAACGACUGUGGAGAUUAUUCAGAUGAGGAUGACUGUGACAGAGAUCCACGCCCCCCUUGCCGCGACCGAGUGGUAGAAGAAUCUGAACUGGGACGAACAGCAGGCUAUGGGAUCAAUAUCUUAGGGAUGGAUCCCCUGAACACACCUUUUGACAAUGAGUUCUACAACGGACUCUGUGACCGGGUACGGGAUGGAAACACUUUGACAUACUAUCGCAAACCAUGGAACGUUGCUUUUCUGGCCUAUGAAACGAAGGCUGAUAAAAAUUUCGUAACUGAGAAUUACGAAGAGGAGGUUCAUAUAAUCAGAGACUUCUUACGAGACAGGACCUUGAACGUUAAUGCAAAUUUGGCUCUAAAGUUUAAAAUCACCGAAGCGCCUAUGAAAGUCAAAGGAGUUGAUUCAGUUUUCCCAGACGAAAACUCUUCAACGCCGGAGAAAAAGAAGGACAAUUCAGUUGGUUUUGAGUUUACCUAUUCCAAGGAGGAUAAGUUUAAACGAAUAUCAACAUAUUUUUCAAAGUCGGGAAAGGUAUUCGUACAUGUGAAAGGAAAGGUUCACGUGGGUAGAUUUGUGAUGAGAAAUCGGGAUAUUGUGCUGGCCAAAACUUUCCUGGAUGACCUACAUGCUUUGCCAACCUUCUAUGAAAAAGGAGAGUAUUUUGGAUUUUUGGAAACCUAUGGCACUCACUACAGUAGCUCUGGGUCUCUGGGAGGACUCUAUGAACUGAUAUAUGUCUUGGAUAAAGCUUCCAUGAAAGAUCAAGGUGUUGAAGUGAAUGAUGUAAAGGAGUGUCUUGGGUUUAAAGUGGAUGCAUCCUUAAAUACCCCUCUACAUACCUUCUUUGAUGAACCUAGCACCACAGCAACUGUUAACACAAAUGAUUGCACAAAAAUAGGAGGAGGCGGUUUAAGAGUAAAUCUCACCAGCGACAGCAUCAUAAGCGGUGUCAUUGCAAACAUAAGAGGAGGAGCAGGGAAACACGCAGUUCUCCUGAAAGAAAAGCUUCACAGAGGAGACAAGAUACUCGAAGCCAGCGAUGUUGCCAACUGGGCCUCGUCCUUGGUUGAUUCUCCGGCACUCAUUAAUCAAAAACUCGCCCCUAUAUAUAAUCUGGUUCCUUUGAAAAUAAAAGAUUCAUACAUAAAGAGACAAAACUUGGAAAGAGCUAUCGAAAACUAUAUCAAUGAGUUCAAUGUGAAAAAAUGCCAUCCGUGUCAAAAUGGAGGCACAGUGGUUCUCCUGGACGGACAGUGCCUGUGCUCCUGCCCACCCGCAUAUAAGGGGAUCGCCUGUGAAAUCAGUGAACGAAAGUUCACUUAAGG